Molecule: messenger RNA, 1894 nt
Organism: Hibiscus syriacus
Lineage: Eukaryota; Viridiplantae; Streptophyta; Magnoliopsida; Malvales; Malvaceae
Product: two-component response regulator-like PRR95
Exons: 8
Coding region: 71-1894 (607 amino acids)
Biological process (GO): cytokinin-activated signaling pathway; phosphorelay signal transduction system
Source: RefSeq, a predicted model, not a curated record
GAGUUUAAUUGGAUAAUUGCACUGCGAACAAAUUCCCUUUCUUCCUUUCCACUGAAUAGGGUAUCUAAAAAUGGUUGAAAUGGAAGUAAGUGCGGUGGAGAAGAAGAGUAACGAAGAAAACGAUGGAUCCUUGUGGGAAAGAUUCUUACCGCGAAUGGUUCUCAGAGUGCUUUUAGUUGAAGCCGAUGAUUCAACUCGUCAGAUUAUCGCCGCUCUUCUUCGGAAAUGCAGUUACAUAGUUGCGGCUGUUCCUGAUGGUUUAAUGGCGUGGGAGACUCUAAAGGAUCGACCUCAUAACAUUGAUCUUAUAUUGACUGAAGUAGAGUUGCCUUCCAUAUCUGGAUACGCGCUUCUUACUUUGGUCAUGGAACAUGAUAUCUGCAAAAAUAUUCCAGUUAUAAUGAUGUCAUCGGAAGAUUCAUUUAGCAUGGUUCUGAAGUGUAUGGUAAAAGGUGCAGCUGACUUUCUUAUCAAGCCUGUUCGGAGGAAUGAGUUGAGGAAUCUGUGGCAGCAUGUUUGGAGAAGACAUAUGCUAGCCGGUGGAUGUGCUCCUCAUAAUUUACCUGCGUCAGAACAUAAAGUUGAAGCCACGGCUGAGAACAAUGAUGAGAGUAACCAAUCCAGUGAUUAUGAAUCAUCUACACAGAAAAUCAAAGACGAAAGUGAUACCCAAGGUCUUUCGCAAUGGAAGUGUACGAGUUCAAAUAUUAGCUAUACAGGCAGAGAACACCAGGGAAAUGUUGUCACACUAGGUCACGAGUCACUUAAAAAUGAGGGUCAAGCUGAAGGGUUAUAUGGAAAUCGAUUUGUCUCUGAAAAUUCAAAGGGGUCUGUAAAGGAGGUUGCCUAUUGCAGUGACACUGGUGAAUCCAUUGCACCAAAAUUGGAAGAAAGCUCUGCUUUCCUUGAAGGGGCGACACAUGAUACUGUUGGACUACAAAGUGAAGGAAGAACUGGGCAUGUUACCAUGGGAGUUGGCUGCAACGACAAAUUAAUAGAAUCUUCUACUGGAGCUAUUGAUUUAAUUGCUUCAUUUGAUAAACACCCCAAGGGCACCUUUGUGAUUAUUGAUGGUCCAAACAAGUCUGAAUUUUCUCCACAGUUGGAGCUUUCUUUGAGAAGAUCUUGUUCAGUGAGCUCAAAGAAUCAAGGUACCGGUGAAAAGCACAUACUAAAUCAUUCCGAUGCAUCAGCUUUUUCAUGGUAUAAGAAUAGGAAGUCACUAAAGCCCGUUUUCCCUACCAUAGAUGGCAACCGUGCUGCAUUAAAGGAGAAUGACAGUAAACUCAUACGAGACCUGGAAGGGGUGAGGUUGGUUACUGGAUGUAGUCCCAAACAAGCAACUAUGCAACAACAUUCUCCCCUUCCUGUGAACACCUCAUUGCAUUCAGAUCCUGAUGUUAAUGAUUCAGAACAGGUUAAUCACUGGUCUGAUGAAGCUACCAAUUCUACUGUUGUUCAAACUGUUCAAGGGCAGGACAAGCAGGUGCCUGUUGAGGAACUAAGGUGCAGUUCUCCUGUUGACGAUCUGAGUUCUUGCAGUCACUUAUGUAAUGAUGUCUCAAAUCAUGAGAAGGGCUUCGCUCAUGGUGGCGGUAUGAGUUGGAGCAGUACUAGUGCUAGUGCUGCUACCUCUGCAGCAAUUAAUGACAGCACAGCCACGGAUAUUUCCGGUGGUAGCAAUCGCUUUGUUCAUGAUGGAUUAAAAAGGAUGGGUGCUCCUCACUCCAGCGAGAGAGAAGCCGCUUUGACAAAUUUCCGACUUAAGAGGAAAGAUCUAUGCUUUGAGAAAAAGGUACAUUACGUUAAUAUUACUACUAGUACAUUAUUUUUGGUAAAAUACAAGGAUGAGACCUAUGGUUGUAUACUUAUGACAGUGUAUCCUUUUUUUUAA